CUCUUUGAACAAGCAAGACUCCAUUACCUAUAAUAUGUAUACAGAACUGCAGUACUCCCAAUAGUUAAUAUGCUGGGAUCGUUUACACGAAUUUCUUAAUUUAUUCAAUGACUGGUUAUCUUAAGACCAAUGUAUACAAUAUGAUGUUGUUUAUAACUCUUCGCGAUUCUUCCUAGAAAUCGUAAACAUGGAUCUUCACUCGACUACACAGAGAAUUUGAAAUCGUUUAAUGUUUUCAUCCCUAAAAGGCUAUUUAACAUGCUUCAAUAGCGAAUUUGUGGUGAGAAUAGUCACAACUAUGAAGGUAAAACAGACGAACACAUCACUAAUGUCUGUGUUGAUGUGGACUUUCACCUUCCUGUAUACAGCACGCACAGAAGAAAUCCUAAGAGCUAUGACUGAAAAGAUCCCGAGGACAGAAGUGUACACACUAGUAGGACAUCCAGCUCAACUACCGUGCGAUAUUACCACAGAAUUUUCCAAUGAUGAAGUGGCCCUUGUUCUUUGGUACAAUAACAAAUCUCCUUCCCCGCUUUACAGCCUCGAUGCCAGGCGGGGAAGUCUUCGUAAUAGCAGACAUUGGAGAAGUGAUGAGAUGGCAUCUAGGGCAUAUUUCAACAUUAAGGAUAUUCCAGCGUAUUUAGCACUCGAUCCAGUAACAGAGGACGAUGAAGGAGUCUUUACCUGUCGAGUUGACUUUUACAAAUCUAGAACACGAUAUCAGGAAGUAGGGGUGAAUCUAAUAGUUCUUCCAAGUAAACCAGUUAUUCGUGAUGAAACUGGUCAGGCUCAACAAAGUUUAAUUGGACCUUAUAACGAAGGUGACACUCUUUCUCUAUCCUGUGAGGUAUUUGGAGGAAAUCCUCAACCAAAUGUAACAUGGUGGAGAGAAUCUGUAUUGUUAGACAAUUCGAUGGAGAUUAAAACUUCUUCGACCGUGCGAAACAUUUUAAAGAUUCCAUCUUUACAACGUCAUGAUCUGAUGGCAGCUUUUAUCUGUGAAGCUUCCAAUAAUGAUCUUACUUCGCCUUUUUCAACUUCAGUUACAGUAGAUAUGAACUUUAGACCUCUUGAGGUUCAUCUAGUAGAGGAAGGACUCCAUCUCUCAGCAGGAAAACCCGCGGAAAUUGAAUGUUAUACAGCUGGUUCACGACCUCCUGCAACGAUAUCAUGGUGGAAAGGGAAUGUUCGGCUCAUGACUGCCAAGUCAGUGGUUUCUGUUAAUGGUAAUGCUACAACUAGUAUCUUAACAUUCACGCCCAGUUUGGAAGAUAAUGGUGUUUACCUUUCCUGUGCUGCUGAGAAUCGCCACUAUUAUUACCAACAACAACUUAUAUCAACCUAUUAUGUAGCUAAAUGCACAUAUGCUCCCCAAGUUUUUCUCCGUCUGGGAAGUAAGCUUCGUCAUAGUCACAUACAGGAAGGUAAUGACGUAUAUUUUGAGUGCAACAUUCGUUCUAAUCCAACUGCAACGUAUAUAGGUUGGACCUUUAAAGGGCAAGAAAUAUUUACCAAUACCACUUUAGGAAUCAUUGUAAGCAACCAGACUCUUGUUCUACAAAAGGUUCAAUUGACCAAUAGAGGACACUAUACCUGCAUUGCAACCAAUAGUGAAGGACGUGGGGAAAGCAACAGCGUCUUCCUUAGGGUACAGUACGCACCUAUCUGUGAACCAAACCAAGAAUAUAUUUAUAGAACAGGACUUGACGAACCAGUUCCAGUUACUUGUAAACUAAGAAGUGACCCUCCUGAUGUUUUAUAUAGUUGGUCGUUUAACAACAGUUAUGAUAAUUAUGAAGUAUUCACCUUUACUUCAAAAGGAACUACGAGUGUUGCAACGUAUACACCCAAGUCAAAAUAUGAAUUUGGAACUUUAGUCUGUAUUGGCACAAAUAGUGUGGGUAUGCAACAAAGUCCGUGCACAUUUGAGAUCAUACCAGCAGGAAUUCCUGAACCAGUUCGCAACUGUUCUUUUAUAAAUCAAACUGAUGACGGGAUAGGACUGGAAUGUAUAGAAGGCUACGAUGGAGGCCUGAAACAGCAGUUUUAUGUUGAGGUUCAAGAAGCUCUUAACGGCAGAUUGAUUUUAAAUAUUUCAUCACAAAGUCCUUGGUUUUCUAUAAAAAAUCUUCCAUCUGGAUCAAGUUUCACGUUUAAGAUAUAUUCGUUUAACACGCAAGGUAAAAGCGAGCCUGUAGUUUUCCAAGGAAAGACUUUACAAGCUCUGGGAAGCCGUGCUAAUCAAGGUACGAAAUGGACGAUUCCAAUCAACGCUAUCUUAACAGCACUAGUUUCAAUCCUUGCUGUGCUAAUAGUCAUUGCUGUGUGUGCAGUUUUUAUUUUAAAAAUAAGGCUUAUGAAAAAGAAAGAUGAAAGAGAAACACGAAACAACAAAAUGCAUUGUUCAAAUUGCGAGUGGAAAGGCUCUACGACUAUCGAAAGUGAUUCGAAAGAUUCCCUUGAAGAAAAAUGCCCUGAUGUAAUACCAGAUGUCAAGUAUUUGGAAGUUCCUUUUAGCAGCAUUGAAAAAAAUAGUGAGCCAACUAAAACUUCAAUUCAAGAAGUUACGAAGGACAGCUUUUCAGCAACGACAAUAAAUGGGCAGAGCAAAAAACCUUUCCAAAACUAUAUGCAAGAGACAGUGACUUAGAAUAAAUUCUCCAAGGGAAGUCUUGAAGGGACAUUCUAAGACAGAAAUUUUAAAUGUGUGAAGACAUUUGGAUCAGGAGUACCUAAUAAUUGGUGGAAGAAUUCAUGAAUUAUUGAUAGGACGUCAAAUCUUUCCCUUGAAAAAUGAUUUUAAGAUUAUGCUAAGUUUACAGUCUUAUAAAGUGUUUACCUGUAAAAUUAAGUUUACCUGUUUAAUUAAGCGAAUAUUAUUAUAUUAGGUGCAUGUCAUUAUGUGUGCCUUGAAAUUGCAACUGUAUAAAGGUGUAAAUGGAGCAUACAAUAUUCAAAUCCAAACAUUCUUUUUAUGGCAUACACGCUAUUUCUAAGACGGUUUACUUUAAUUAUUUUAGAUUUUUAUUCUCCAUCAAUAUCAUAUCAUAAAAUAUUUGUUGCAAGCAGUCUUGAGUUCUCUGUGUAAACACACCAAAACUUUUCUGAUGUCACUGUAGCUGUUAAGUUGUAGUUCGUAAGUCAUAACAAAUAUUCAUGAGAUAUUCGCAUAUCUUGAUAAUGUAAACACGAAUAGGAAUGAAGAAAUAAAGAAAGCAGACAAAGCCUUUUUAUUUAAAUUUUAAAGUGGGUAUUAGGUUAUGCUGUAUAACAAGAGUGACACUAUCAAUAUCUAAUUACUCGGAAAAUGUUCAUAAUAAUUAUAUAUAUAUAGGAUUCUUUGUUCUUGUCUUGGCAACCAUGUACG
Limulus polyphemus (Atlantic horseshoe crab) is the source of this 3367-nucleotide messenger RNA. Its product is annotated as hemicentin-1-like. The coding region runs from base 230 to 2650 and encodes 806 amino acids. The record is from RefSeq and is a predicted model, not a curated record. Gene Ontology annotation, molecular function: protein binding. NCBI's taxonomy places the organism in Eukaryota, Metazoa, Arthropoda, Merostomata, Xiphosura, Limulidae. The transcript has 16 exons.